GUGACCAUAAUUUUGAAAAACCAAUUUUGCCGGUUACAGAUCUUCGAAAAUCGCGGAGCAGCUGUUGGCUGCUCGAAUGCUCAUCCACAUGGACAACUUUGGGCUGGAGAUUUCAUGCCAAACUUACCAUUGAGAAAGGACAAAUGUCAACGCAAUUACUACUCCCGACACGGAAAACCCCUACUUGUUGACUACCUACAAAAGGAAAAAGCAGGGCAGAGUGAAAGAAUCGUUCUACAGAAUGAGCACUGGACAGUUCUUGUACCUUUCUGGGCAGUUUGGCCCUAUGAGACUAUGCUUCUUCCAAAUAGACAUAUUCAGCGCAUGGAUGAGUUGCAGGAGGAUGAACAAGUCUCUCUAGCUGAUAUUUUACGAAAAAUUAUUAUCAAAUAUGACAAUAUAUUCAAGUGUCCUUUCCCAUUCAGUAUGGGAUGGUUAGGAGCUCCUACAGGUCCCGCCUUGAGGCAGGACAAUAAGCAUUGGUGCUUACACGCAUCUUUUCAUCCACCGCUACUUAGAUCAGCUACCGUGCCCAAAUACAUGGCAGGAUAUGAGGUAUUUUCUGAGCCACAAAGAGAUAUCACGCCUGAAGCGGUAGGUUUGGCUGUGUAA
Messenger RNA from Strongylus vulgaris, 612 nucleotides. The record is from the annotation of a GenBank genome assembly. NCBI's taxonomy places the organism in Eukaryota, Metazoa, Nematoda, Chromadorea, Rhabditida, Strongylidae.